Messenger RNA from Cottoperca gobio, 1418 nucleotides. It is a transcript of the gene dnajc8, whose product is annotated as DnaJ (Hsp40) homolog, subfamily C, member 8. Lineage: Eukaryota; Metazoa; Chordata; Actinopteri; Perciformes; Bovichtidae. The coding region runs from base 46 to 801 and encodes 251 amino acids. The record is from RefSeq and is a predicted model, not a curated record. Gene Ontology annotation, cellular component: nucleus. The transcript is spliced from 9 exons.
UGCAUAGUCACGUGACGCUACUACGUCACAUGUAAGUCGGGGAAGAUGGCGGCCGCCGGAGGAGAGUCUUCUACCGAGAAUGUGUCGGAUGAAUUAUUUCAAAACUUUUACACGGAGGUGAAGCAGAUUGAGAAGAGAGACUCUGUGUUAACCAACAAGCAGCAGAUCGACAGACUGCUCAGACCUGGCUCAUCCUACUUCAAUCUCAAUCCCUUUGAAGUGCUCCAAAUUGAUCCAGAGGCAACAGAUGAUGAAUUGAAGAAAAGAUUUCGGGCGUUGUCCAUUUUGGUCCAUCCAGACAAAAAUCAGGAUGAACCAGACAGAUCACAGAAAGCCUUUGAAGCUGUGGACAAGGCGUACAAGCUGCUACUGGAACCAGAACAGAGGAAGAGAGCGCUAGAUGUGAUCCAUGCAGGACAGGAAUAUGUGGAGCAUAACGUAAAGGAGAAAAAGAAACAGUUGAAGAAGGAUGGUAAGCUGUUGGAUGUGGAGGAGGACGACCCUGAAAUGUUUAAGCAAGCCGUGUACAAACAGACCAUGAAGCUGUUCGCAGAGCUUGAAAUCAAGAGGAAGGAAAGGGAAGCAAAGGACAUGCACGAAAGAAAAAGGGCAAGAGAAGAAGAAAUCGAUGCAGCAGACAAAGCAAAGCGGGAGAGAGAAUGGCAGAAAAACUUUGAGGAAACGAGAGAUGGGCGUGUGGACAGUUGGAGGACCUUCCAAGCUAAAGGCAAGAAGAGCAAGGAGAAAAAGAACAGGUCCUUCCUCAAGCCCCCGAAAGUAAAGAUGGAACAGAGGGAAUGAUGCUGUAAAAUGGGACUCUAUUAGAUUAAACCCACUGUUCUAAAAACCCUAGUUCUGUUUCCUCACCUCGUCCUCUGCAGUCAACUGUGAAGUCGUCAUCCGGAUACGUUGUACAACAACUUCCUCAUCCUGACCAACGUAGUUUUGUACUUGGUUUUCUAAUGUACAUAUUUGUGAUCUAGACCCAGAGAUCAUACCUGCCUCAUGUAAGAAAGAGAAAAUGAUGCAUCUUCUCUUCUGUAACUGAUGAGAAAUAUGUGGUUUGUCAUUGUUGUUGUUCUUUUUCUUUUUUAACUAAAUAAAGCUUGAGCAUUACAAGCCAAAAUUACAGUGGUCUAGAAUUUGCAAUUUAAAAAGAAUCCGUUUGAGGAUCUGGUAAGACACUUCACCAAGACACUGACUGGAUUUACACACGACUUAAAACAUGCCGUCAGAUUAAAGCAGAACAGGAACAUUUCUGGACCGUCCACCAAAAUAUUGAGUACAACUAGGUUGUUCUUUUAGUGUCUUACUUCUCCAUGUCUUAAAUGUAUUCAUUAAGAUAUUGUCAAUAAAAACACCUGACUGGUGUUUGUUGCACAUAAUUUCCUAUUUGUUGAAUAAAAUCCUUUUACCUG